Molecule: messenger RNA, 3712 nt
Organism: Linum trigynum
Lineage: Eukaryota; Viridiplantae; Streptophyta; Magnoliopsida; Malpighiales; Linaceae
Source: the annotation of a GenBank genome assembly
CUUCAUGAGAGUGAAAAAGAUGGGGGACGGGCGUGGAAUGCUUCCCAAGCCUUUAGUCUCCGUGAGUUUGUUCAUGAUUUGGGUCUCCAUGACCCUGGUUACCAAGGAGAUCAAUUUACUUGGACAAAUAAACGCAUGGGCGAUGCAUGCAUUCAUGCACGUCUGGAUAGAGCAAUUUGCUCUCAGUCCUGGAUUGAUACUUACCCGGAGACACUAGUCAAACACUUCACGGACCAGGGAUCAGACCAUCGUGCCCUUCUUCUUGCUGAUAAACCAUAUGUUCGUACUAGUCGACCUCUUUUCCGUUUUGAUGCCCGUUGGGAGGAUAAUCCGGAGGUAAGGGCCAUGGUCAACUAUGUCUGGCAGGAGGAGAUCCAAGGCAUCCCUAUGUUUUGACUGUGGGAGCUCCUAAAGAAACUCCGUCAUCUGCUCUAUGAUUGGAGUAGGGAGGGCACAACUAAUUCCCUGCGCAAUAUCAGAAUGCUCCAAACCGAGAUUGAUAGGAUAAAGUCGAUCCAACCGGUGGAUUGGGAUGAGAUCAGGACCCUGGAAACGGAGCUCUCCCACCAGUGGGAAGCGGAUGAGGUAUUCUGGCAGCAAAUAUCCAGGGUUAAAUGGUUAAAAAAGGAGAUCAAAAUUCUGCCUACUUGCGUACAGUCACAAGGGCUCGGCUAAAGAGGAAUUUCGUUUCCGUGCUUCGAAAUGAGGAGGGUGAAUGGGUCACUGAGGAAAUCGGGAAGGCUUCUAUUGCCACCAACUUUUACCAGACCUUGUUUACCUCAGAAAAUCAGGUUCCUAAUAUGGCUGAGAGGGUGGCGAAUCUGCCAAUUGCCCAUAGUGUUACUCCGCAAAUGAAUGCGCAAUUGACAGCGGAGGUUUUGCCUAGUGAGGUUCGGAGUACGGUCUUUUCCAUGGGAUCGAAACAGGCCCUGGGAUCAGAUGGCUUCACAGGGAAGUUCUUUAAAUCUUUCUGGGAUAUUGUGGGCACUUCGGUGGUUGAAGCAGUAAUCUCCUUCUUUACCUCGAGUCGGAUGCUGCGGAGUUUUAACCAUACCUGGCUCACUUUGAUCCCUAAAGUGGACUCGGUGGAAACAAUUAGACAAUUGCGUCCGAUUAGUCUCUGCCAGUUUGUUUACAAAGUGAUUACCAAAAUCAUGGCUGAACGGCUGGCUAGCAUGCUCCCUCAAAUCAUUUCGGAGGGCCAAAAUGGCUUUAUCAGAGACCGACAUAUUAUUGAUAACAUCCUUAUAGGACAUGAACUAAUGCAUUUUCUGAAAAUAAAAAAGCAAGGGAAGAAGGGGUACAUGGCUCUGAAGGUUGACAUGGAAAAGGCCUAUGAUAGAGUCGAAUGGCCCUUCCUUCUUGCAGUUUUGGAUAAGAUGGGUUUUAAUUCAGUCUGGCAAGGAUGGAUUAAUGAAUGUCUUCGAUCCUCCUCUUUCUCGGUUUUGAUGAAUGGUACACCCUCGAGUUAUUUCACUGCCUCUAGGGGUCUUUGCCAGGGGGAUCCGCUCUCUCCUCUCUUGUUUGUACUCUGCACGGAGGGUUUUGCAGCCCUCAUCCGAAAGGCGAUCAUGGAGAAAAAAUUAGAGGGGUUAAAAGUAGCUCCUCGUGCUCCAAGAGUCUCGCAUCUGUUCUUCGCGGAUGAUUCUUACUUAUUUUUGCGAGGUUCUCUGCAGGAGUGCGAGAAUUUAAUUGAGGUGCUGAAUGAAUAUGAGGAACUGAGUGGCCAAUGCGUUAACUUGGAGAAAUUGGCAGUGUGCUUUAGCAAGAAUGUUUCCACGCCAGAUCAGGAGUUCUUGGCCACGAUCCUAGGGGUUGGUGCAGUAGGAGUCCACGAUAAAUAACUGGGGCUUCCAACGGUGGUUGCUCGGUCUAAAAUGGCUACAUUCAGAUAUUUGGAGGAAAAACACCUAGAGCGACUUUAGGGGUGGAAGCAAAGGACAUUGUCGUGGGCUGCGAAGGAAACUUUGAUUAAAUCCAUAGCGUUGGCUCUUCCCCUUCAUGUUAUGUCCUGUUUCCGUCUUCCCCUGGCUCUUUGUCGUCUUUUAGAUAGGCAUGUGGCCCGUUUUUGGUGGGAUGCUGGGGAGGGUCAUCCCAAGAUUAGAUGGGUGUCCUGGCGUAACAUGUGCAGGAGUAAGCAUGAUGGUGGGAUGGAAUUUCGCCAGUUCGAACAUUUCAACCAAGCUCUUUUGGCUAAGAUAGGCUGGCGUAUUCUCAACGAACCUCAUUCACUUAUUGCUUAGGUUUAUAAAGGCAAGUAUUUUCUUCAAGAAUCUUUCCUGACCGCGACUGCUAGGUCUCGUCCCUCUUGGGGGUGGCAGAGUAUCCUUCAGGGCGUCAGUUAUUGGAGAUGGGUUUGAGAUGGCAGGUUGGUAAUGGCCAAUCGGUCUCCCUCCUUCAUUGUAACUGGAUUACUAGGUACCAACUAGAUUCCCCAUGCUAUAAUCCGCGGAUCUUGCCUUGGGGGGGGGGGGUGAUCCCUUGGUGGCGGAGGUUAUUUGUGAUGGGGGAGGGAGGUGGUAUGAUGAGAAGCUCAGUCAAUGGUUUGACCCGCCCACCUGUAGGGCUAUUAAAGCUAUUCCUCUCCCGCGUUGGGAUGUGCCUUAUAGGUUUAUCUGGCAUUUUACGGCCGACGGGGUUUUCUCGGUUAAGUCGGCUUACCAUUUGGUUGUCGAUUUGGACAGGAGGAGGGGUGGGUGGCGAUCCUCGGUUAUCUGGAUGGGUAAGCCCAGUUAGAUUAGAGUUUGGGAGGCGAAGACAUCUACGAAGUUGAAGGUUUUUGUUUGGCAAAUUCUUCAUCGGGCUCUUCCGACUAUGGAGGCGCUUAUUGAGAAAAAGGUCCAGGUGCUACCUCGGUGUCCAGUUUGUUGGGAUGGCCAGGAGACAAUGGAACACCUAUUUCUUUAUUGUCCGGUUGCGCGGGCUCUCUGGGAUUAUUCUGGGCUGGAAUACUUGGGGGAGGGUUUGCCUCGGCAUACUUUUCCUUUAUUUCUCAAACGACUGUUGGUGUUGUUUCAUCAACCGUCAGUAGUUAUGGUUGUUGUUGCCAUCCUUUGGAGGAUCUGGCGAUCUCAGAAUUGGGUAGUCUUUGAAGGCAAACAAUUUGGGAUCCCAACGCUUAUGCGACAAUUUAACCAACAGUAUGAGGAAUGAGUGGGUCUACCAGCAGACCAGACACCUAGGGUGCAAAUCCCGAUGAUGCAAUCUACAUCACAAGUGGGCGAUUCCCAUUUGGUUUGCAUGUGGGACGGGGCUACUAAGGGUGGGUCGCAUUCGGCUGGUGGGAUAGUUCUUUUUGACCCAGCGCGGACACUCCUUCUGGCUAGAGGGGUCCAGUUUUCUCAAAUGGAUGAUCCUGUAGUUGUGGAGUUGCUUGUGCUCAGGGAAGCUAUUAUUUGGUGUGUGGAGCAAGGCUUGUCGGAGGUCCGAUUUGAAGGCGAUGCGAAGGUGAUUAUUGACAAAAUUAAUCAAGCCGACACAAGAGAUAGCCGGUUGGGUGCUGUUCUGGAAGAGAUUGGUCAUUAUUUUCGUACUCAGCCUGGCUUUAGUGUGCGUUUUGUAGGUCGGGAGAACAAUGGGGUAGCUCAUUUGGUAGCUAGGAAAGCCCUCUCUUUGUACCCGACUAUGAGUCGCUUCUUUGAUUUCCAGACCUGGCUGGUUUCCAGGGUGUAACUGUCUAUUUUUUUUCUAUCAAUACAUGAUAUCUUUUGAC